This is a messenger RNA of Erinaceus europaeus (western European hedgehog), 1871 nucleotides long. RefSeq names its product transmembrane protein 164 (gene TMEM164). Lineage: Eukaryota; Metazoa; Chordata; Mammalia; Eulipotyphla; Erinaceidae. The record is from RefSeq and is a predicted model, not a curated record. The coding region runs from base 455 to 1231 and encodes 258 amino acids. The transcript has 5 exons.
GGGAAGAAGGAGGAAGCAAGAGCUGCUGCUGCAGGGGGAAGAAGACGGGGAGGAGGAGCCCUGCGCGGCAGCGGCUGCGGCCGCCAGGGGAGCAGGGCGCUGGGACACGGGGCGCGAGGAAGCCGAGCGAUCACCUGAGCCGGAGCUGCGCGGACCGAGCCACGGAUUGGCCAACGGCUCCUUUGAACCCUGCCUCGUUGGUGGCCACUGGAGAAGCGCGGGGGGCUCCCCCAGACAGCCGUGGGGACCAGAUAGAGCCAGCACUUUACCCCGGGCCUCGCGUGUAGCUUCCCCUCCCCCUGCUCUAGGUGCCCCCAGUGUGCGGAGAGGGGGGCGGUGAGGGUGCUGGGGGUGUGCCCUCCUUACAUGUCCCACCCACCGGGCCAUCCUCGCGGCCCGUGUUCCAGCUUGUUCUUGCUCACUGCACUGUGGUCCAGGGAACCUGCUUGCCAUCAUGUCCCGGUAUAGCUACCAGAGUCUCCUGGACUGGCUGUAUGGGGGCGUGGACCCCAGCUUUGCAGGCAAUGGGGGCCCCGACUGUGCUGCCUUCCUCUCUUGGCAGCAGCGGCUGCUGGAAAGUGUGGUGGUCCUGACCCUGGCCCUGUUGGAGAUCCUGGUGGCCCUGCGGCACAUCCUGAGGCAGACGAAGGAGGACGGUAGGGGUGGCCGUGGCUGCCAGCCAGAGCAGGUGACCCGGCGGCCGGAGGAAGGCAAAGAGAGCCUGAGCAAGAAUCUGCUCUUAGUAGCCCUGUGCCUCACCUUCGGGGUGGAGGUGGGCUUUAAGUUCGCCACCAAGACUGUCAUCUACCUGCUCAACCCCUGUCACCUGGUCACCAUGAUGCAUCUCCCCUUUGAAUUGGAGAUUUACUACAUCCAACAUGUCAUGCUCUACGUGGUACCCAUCUACCUGCUUUGGAAAGGAGGUGCUUAUACCCCAGAGCCCCUCAGCAGUUUCCGGUGGGCCCUUCUCUCAACUGGCCUCAUGUUCUUUUAUCACUUCAGUGUUUUGCAGAUCCUGGGCCUGGUCACCGAAGUGAAUUUGAACAACAUGCUGUGUCCGGCCAUCUCAGACCCAUUCUACGGCCCCUGGUACCGCAUCUGGGCCUCGGGACACCAGACUCUCAUGACCAUGACCCACGGGAAGCUGGUCAUCCUGUUCUCAUACAUGGCUGGGCCCUUGUGUAAAUAUCUGCUAGAUUUGUUCCGGCUUCCAGCCAAGAAAAUAGACUGAAGGUGCUUUUUUUUUUUUCUCUCUCCCUGAGGAAAUAAGUCUUGACUUGACUUGGAGAACACCCAGUUCUUGAUGAAAUCAUGGGAGAGGGCAGUAGGAUGUUUGGUGUAUUUCACUUUUCUUCUUUUUUGUCCCUUUUUUUCCGUCAUUCUUCCUUCCCCACCUCUUCCCCCCAGGAUACCUCAUGGAACCUGGGGUAUAAUACUGAUAGUAGGAUUUUUCCUCCCUCCCUUUGUCUUGUUCUCCCUACUCCUAGUUGCCUUACUGGGGAGAUGGUAGUCAGUGGCUCUUUCAUUCUGCUUGUUGGUGCUUUAACAACAGCUGGUUGAGGAGAAAGGAAACAGCAAGCAGUUGUUGUCUUUUGGCUUUGGAGUCAUGAGAUUGGGUUGUGUUUCAUUUCUCUACUGCCAGGGACCUCCAGGCUCAUGCUGGGGCCCCCUUUUGUCUCCAACACAGACCCCACUGUAAGGGAACUGAGGCCUUGUUUCUAUACCAGCAACAAGCUGAGAGCCAAGGGAUUUCCCAGCUCAUGGCCAAAAUAGAACUGGCCAGAUUCUUCCUCAUGGUGUCCCAUGACUCAAAACAAUCAGCCAACCAGCCACUCCCUCCAGGAUGCUGCCUAGGGUAGGAGGUGGGGAAA